AUGGAGCGUGAGCUUGUUGAUCUAUUUAUGGGAACUCUUCAAGGAGUUUACUAUGGUCGUUUGGUUGGUUUCACCGCUGCUGGCUUCCCAGAUUUGGUCACGGUUGGUGAGCAUGUUGAAGUGGGUAUCAAGCUUGGUAAUAUUCAAUUUCCUAGUUCUAGAAGUUCAUUUGAUAAGGGUAAGAAGCCUUUCACGGGCUUUUCAAAGAAGAAAGAAGAUUCUAGUGUUGCUUAUGUUGGUAAAGUGUCGGACCCUCUCCAUGCCAGUCAUGAUCCAAAUGUCAGAUGUGUUUUUCACUCCGGAGGUGUCGGACACGACAUCGAGAACUGUUGGGCAUUCAAACACAAAGUGCAAGACCUUAUUGAUAAUGAGACUAUUGAGUUUGAAUCUCCUAAUGGACCAAAUGUGGUGCAGAAUCCCAUGCCACCUCAUGGAGGUGCUGCUGUGAGUGCUAUUGAAGUGGAUGAAGAGUUAAACAUGAUCAUGGAUUGUAAUGGUUGUGAUUGUCUGGCGUCUGCGAUUCAGAAUCUAAUUAACGAGGGGUCUCUACAGUUUGACCGUAUGAAAAAGAAAGUUGUAGAGGAAGUUGAUGUUAUCACCAUUCCUGUGCCUCCAAAGAAAUCCAUUGUUCGUAUUACUUUACCGGGCCCUGUUCCUUAUAGCAGUGAUAAAGAUGUUCCAUGGAACUAUGGGGAAGAAGUAUAUUACCAAGGGAAGAAGGUUGAUGUUAAAACUCCUAAUUCUGAUGUUAAUGAUGUUGGUGGAACUGUUCUAAUUACUAGAAGUGGUCGUGUGUUCUCUCCUGUUCAAAAGACUCCCGAGGUAAAUGUUGAGGAUUUGGCUAAAGCCAAAGGGAAAAGAGUUGUAGUUAAAGGAACUGAUGUUGAGCCAGAACUUUCUGUUCCCGAACCUCCUGUGCAGAGUACUCAACCUUCUGGUUCGAAUUCGGGGAUGCCAUCUAAUGAAGAAGUUGAAGAGCUUAUGAGAUACAUCCAAAAAAGUGAUUAUAGACUGUUGAACACUUCCUUUGUACCACAAGAGAUAUCAGUAAAUCAGUUUGAACAUGUAGUUGCGAGCAUUACUGCGAGCAAUGGUUUAGGUUUCACUGAUUUUGAUUUUCCUCCCGAGGGAAGAAAGCACAACAAAGCUCUUCAUAUUUCUUUGGAAUGUACAAGUGUGACUUUGUCCCGUGUGCUAGUUGACACGGGUUCGUCUUUAAAUGUACUCCCAAAAGCGGCGCUGAUGAAUUUGAACUAUCAAGGGGUGGAGAUUCGACCAAGUGAUUUGAUGGUGAGAGCCUUUGAUGGGUUUAGGAGGGCUUUCUUUGGUGAAGUUGACUUACCAAUAAAGAUAGGGCCUCAAGUGUUUACUGCUAACUUCUUUGUUAUGGAUAUACAGUCGGCCUAUUGCUGUUUGUUAGGAAGACCAUGGAUACAUGAGGCAAGUGUUGUUACUUCUAGACUGCAUCAGAAGCUAAAAUAUCCUAUUGGUAGCAAGAUCGUCACUGUUUGUAGUGAGAAGGAUUAUGUGAUAAGACAUCUUAACUCUUUCCGAUAUGUUGAAGUGGAGGGGGAGAUCCACGAGACCCCGUUUCAAGCGUUUGAGGUCGUACAUGCUAUUAAGAUUCCUCAUGUUAAGGAGAAGAAGCCAGAAAUCUCUAUGUCAUCAUUCAAACAAGCCCAAGCUGUUAUGGAAUCUGAACACCCUGAAGGUUGGGGUAGAGUGUUGGAACUGCCAACUCGAAAGGACAAGUGUGGGUUGGGAUUCAAGUUUGAUCAAGAAUGGAGGAACCAGAAGAAGAAUAGUACCCCCGAGACUCAGCAGGCCGUUGGCCCUAUCAAGUUUAUCAGUGCUGGGAAGAGCACAGAAGAGGAUGCUUGUGUUGUUGAAGACGAAGUGGAUAGUGAUUAUGAUCUAGAAAAUUGGAUUCACCCAACAGUCCCCCGUCAAGAGCUAUCUAAUUGGACUUCUGAAGAACUUAUCACGGUCACCCGCGUGGAGGAGUAA
This is a messenger RNA of Lathyrus oleraceus (garden pea), 2007 nucleotides long. RefSeq lists its product as uncharacterized. Gene Ontology annotation, molecular function: aspartic-type endopeptidase activity. The record is from RefSeq and is a predicted model, not a curated record. Gene Ontology annotation, biological process: proteolysis. NCBI's taxonomy places the organism in Eukaryota, Viridiplantae, Streptophyta, Magnoliopsida, Fabales, Fabaceae. The coding region runs from base 1 to 2007 and encodes 668 amino acids. The transcript is spliced from 4 exons.